GUUUCUCUUCUUCUGUCUCUGUCCGCACUAUCCUCUCAACGAUCGUCUUCCAUUUUCUCUCAUUUUCCAGAGCUUUCAUCUUCCCCUCAUUUCUCGCUUCCACGCUAAUUUUUCCCUUCCAUUCUCAAUUUUCUCGUCGUUUCUCUGUUGCUUCUUUACCUGAUUUCUUUCUCGUUUUGAGCUUGAUUGUUGUUCCCUGAAUAAAUUCCCGGGUUGAACCAUCGUACAGAGCUGAACAAGUCUUCAGAUUCGCCGGGAAUUCGAACAAGGGACUGGUUCUUAGCUUUCUCUGUUCGAAUUCUUUGGAAUACCGUCAAAAUCAUAGAUACUAUUCUCAAUGUUGCUGUUAAGCGCUUUGAGAUGCUUUUGUUGAUGAGAUCAGAUGGUUUAUGAAAUGGACAGCUCAGAGAUAUAAAUUUGGAUCAUUUUACCACUUGAUUUUGAACUUGGCAACUAAGGAAUUAUUUGAAUUUGUGUGAAAUCUCAAAUCUGCUUUUGUGAUUACUCAUUGUGGAGGGUGGAACAAAAUGGGUCUUGGUCUUAUUUCUGCUGUUUCAAAACUGCAAAUGGUGUCCACUUCUGACCAUGCCUCCAUAGUUUCCAUGAACUUGUUUGUGGCACUUCUAUGUGCUUGUAUAGUCCUUGGCCAUCUUCUUGAGGAGAAUCGUUGGAUGAAUGAGUCUAUCACUGCCCUUGUGAUUGGUGUCUGUGUUGGCGUAGUUAUUUUGCUGUUUAGUGGUGGUACAAGCUCGCAUAUUCUAGUUUUCAGUGAAGAUCUUUUCUUUAUAUACCUUCUCCCGCCUAUAAUAUUUAAUGCCGGGUUUCAGGUGAAAAAGAAGCAGUUUUUUGUUAACUUCAUGACCAUCACGAUGUUUGGUGCUAUUGGUACAUUGAUAUCUUGCACCAUCAUAACUUUGGGUGCUACGCAAGCUUUUAAGUGGAUAGAUGUUGGUCCACUGGAAGUGGGGGAUUUACUAGCAAUUGGUGCAAUAUUUGCUGCUACAGAUUCUGUUUGCACAUUGCAGGUGUUAAAUCAAGAUGAGACACCUUUGCUGUACAGUCUUGUAUUUGGGGAGGGUGUUGUGAAUGAUGCUACAUCAGUGGUGCUUUUCAAUGCAAUCCAAAGCUUUGACCUCAAUCAAAUUAAUUCUUCAAUUGCUUUGCACUUUUUGGGCAACUUCUUGUAUCUGUUUAUCGCAAGCACAUUGCUUGGGGUUUUGACAGGUCUUCUCAGUGCUUACAUCAUUAAAAAGCUAUACAUUGGCAGGCACUCUACAGAUCGUGAGGUUGCUCUUAUGAUGCUAAUGGCAUACCUUUCCUACAUGCUGGCCGAAUUAGCUUAUCUGAGUGGAAUUCUCACCGUAUUCUUUUGUGGGAUUGUUAUGUCUCAUUAUACUUGGCAUAAUGUGACUGAGAGUUCAAGAAUCACUACCAAGCACGCCUUUGCUACCUUGUCGUUUGUUGCUGAGACCUUCAUCUUCCUUUAUGUUGGGAUGGAUGCCCUGGACAUUGAAAAAUGGAAGUUUGUUAGUGAUAGCCCUGGAACAUCUGUAGCAGUGAGUUCAGUAUUGUUGGGUCUAAUACUUCUUGGAAGAGCAGCUUUUGUUUUCCCUUUGUCCUUCUUAUCCAACUUGGCUAAGAAAUCGCAGAAUGACAAAAUCAGCUUCAGACAACAAGUGAUCAUUUGGUGGGCUGGUCUUAUGAGAGGUGCUGUUUCUAUGGCACUCGCUUAUAAUCAGUUCACCAUGUCGGGGCAUACUUCACUGCGGUCCAAUGCAAUCAUGAUCACGAGCACCAUCACUGUUGUGCUUGUCAGCACAGUGGUUUUUGGUAUGCUAACUAAGCCACUGAUAAGGCUUUUACUACCGCAUACUGAUACUAAAACAGACAGCAUGGCUUCCCUAGAUCCAUCUACUCCAAAAUCAUUCACUGUCCCACUUCUAGGAAGUGCCCAAGAUUCUGUAGGCGAUUUCGAUGCCCAUGAAAUUCGUCGUCCAAGCAGCAUCCGUGCCUUGCUUUCCACUCCAACACACACCGUUCAUCGUUUAUGGCGCAAGUUUGAUAAUUCAUUCAUGCGUCCUGUUUUUGGCGGCAGAGGUUUUGUUCCCGUAGAACCUGGCUCACCAUCUGACCGCAGCAACGGUCAUCAAUGGCAUUGAGAAGAAGAAAGGCCAAUAAAUGUGUUAUUGUGUAUUUUUGUAAACUACGUUCAAUUUGUGAAGAUGAAACAGUGUAUUUGUAAGAAACCAGUAACGAAAUUUUGUUUAGUUCUUUGGGUAGCUAGAACUGAGAAGGCUGUGUACUGCCAUUACCACUUCCAUAAGCCAUCUCUGGUUUUCUUGAAAUAUUUGAUUCGUAUUGUACUAUAUGUUUGAAUACCUGAUGCUAACUUAAUAUAUUACUGCCACUAAAAAGUUUGUGAA
Lotus japonicus is the source of this 2423-nucleotide messenger RNA. Its product is annotated as sodium/hydrogen exchanger 2-like. The record is from RefSeq and is a predicted model, not a curated record. The coding region runs from base 528 to 2159 and encodes 543 amino acids. Gene Ontology annotation, molecular function: sodium:proton antiporter activity. The transcript is spliced from 15 exons. NCBI's taxonomy places the organism in Eukaryota, Viridiplantae, Streptophyta, Magnoliopsida, Fabales, Fabaceae. Gene Ontology annotation, biological process: proton transmembrane transport; regulation of pH; regulation of stomatal closure. Gene Ontology annotation, cellular component: membrane.